UGUUUACAAGUCAAACUUCCUCUGAUGCUGCUGCUAACAUUUUUCUGGAAUUUCUGCGGUUAACAUGAAAAAUGGUGCUUCAGAAUUCAGGAAAAUACCGGUCAGAGAGAUUUGAGAGGAAAAAGGACGACGAUCCGAGUGCCCUAGAUGAUGGUUCCGACAGAAGGCUCCAGCAGAGCAUUGAGAAUGAUAACGUUGAUUCCAAAUAUGGAUUCAACCGCUACAAGGAGCCUCAGGAGCGGGUGGGAUGGCUCCUCAACAUGCAUCCUACGGAAAUUCUGGACGAGGACAAGAGGCUUAUGAGUGCUGUUGAUUAUUACUUUAUACAAGAAGAUGGAUCCAGAUUUAAGGUCUCUCUCCCAUAUCGGCCGUACUUCUUCGUAAUGACCAAAAAGGAGGUGAUCCAAGAUGUUACAACGUUCUUGACUAAAAAGUUUGCUGGUCUUUUGGCCUCUGUGGAAGUUGUCAGGAAGGAGGACUUGGAUUUGGAUAAUCACUUGACAGGCUUGAAGCAGACAUUGUUGAAAUUAUCAUUUCUCACUGUAAAUGACUUGGUAAAGGUACGUCAAACGAUUUCUGGAGCUGUAAAAAGAAAUAAAGAAGCAGCCAAGUCUAAGACAGUGUAUGCAGAGAUGUUGUUAGCUCAUGCAAGUGAAUCAGGGGAAUCAGGGAAAAAGAUGGAUCAUUUUGAAAAUCUUCUUGAUAUUAGGGAAUAUGAUGUACCAUACCAUGUGAGAGUAUCAAUUGACUGCAAGAUUUUUGUGGGAUUAUGGUACUCUGUCAGAGGUGGGGGUACAGGCCCUCCCAUUAUAACACGCCGUGAAGAUCUGCUGGUGUGGCCUGAUUGUAUUGUACUUGCUUAUGAUAUUGAGACCACAAAACUGCCUCUCAAGUUCCCUGAUGCAAAUACCGAUCAGAUUAUGAUGAUAUCGUACAUGAUCGAUGGACAGGGUUAUCUUAUAACAAAUAGAGAAAUUAUUAGUGAGGAUGUGGAAGACUUUGAGUAUACACCACGAGCAGAGUUUGAGGGUCCAUUCAUUAUUUUUAAUGAAGCCAAUGAAAUGGCUACUAUCCAGAGAUUCUUUGAUCAUAUUCUAGAGGUGAAGCCUCAUAUAUUUGUGACCUACAACGGAGACUUCUUUGACUGGCCGUUUGUGGAAGCUCGAGCAGCAUUCCAUAACUUAGACAUGUUCAGAGAAAUUGGAUUCUCCAAGACCAGAGAGGGAGUCUACUUUUCACGUCCUGCGAUCCACAUGGAUUGCCUUUGCUGGGUAAAGAGAGAUUCCUACUUGCCUGUUGGUUCACAAGGCUUGAAAGCUGUUGCCAAAGCCAAGCUGCGAUAUGAUCCAGUUGAAUUAGAUCCGGAAGAUAUGUGUUCAUUAGCGGCUGAACAACCACAGGUUCUGGCCAAUUACUCAGUGUCAGAUGCGGUGGCCACAUACUACUUGUACAUGAAAUAUGUCCACCCCUUCAUUGUGGCUCUGUGUACCAUUAUUCCCAUGGAGCCAGAUGAGGUUCUCCGUAAAGGCUCUGGAACGCUGUGUGAAGCUCUGUUGAUGGUGCAGGCUUACCAUGCCAACAUUGUUUAUCCAAAUAAGAAAGUCGCAGAGCUGAAUAAACUUUCAUCCGAUGGCCAUGUGAUUGACUCCGAAACUUACGUUGGAGGGCAUGUAGAAGCCAUUGAGUCAGGAGUGUUCCGUGCUGAUAUUCCUUGCAGAUUUCGAAUGGUUCCAGAAGCUUUCCAGAAGUUAAUAGACAAUGUGGACCGCACUAUAAAAUUCUGCGUUGAAGUGGAAGAAGGCAUUCCUUUAGAUCAAGUGAUCAAUUAUGAUGAGGUUGUUGAAGAUAUCAAGACAAAGUUAGCCGACUUGCGGGACACUCCAUGCCGUUUAGAGAACCCUCUGAUCUACCAUCUUGAUGUAGGAGCUAUGUAUCCUAACAUUAUCCUCACAAAUCGACUCCAGCCUUCUGCUAUGGUGGAUGAAACUGUUUGUGCCGCCUGUGAUUUUAACAAACCUGGAGCAACGUGUCAGAGAAAGAUGUCAUGGAUCUGGAGAGGAGACAUGAUCCCAGCCUCCCGUAGUGAAUAUCAACGCAUCCAGCAGCAGUUAGAGACAGAGAGAUUUCCACCAGCUCAGCCCGGGUGGAACCACAGAGCUUUCCAUGAGCUUAACAAAGAGGAGCAAGCUCUAGCAGAGAAGAAAAGGCUGCAGGAAUAUUGCCGUAAAGCUUACAAAAAAAUAAAAGAAACAAGAACAGAAGAACGUUGGCAGACGAUUUGUCAGCGAGAAAACAGCUUUUAUGUCAACACAGUGAGGUCUUUCCGAGAUCGUCGUUAUGAGUACAAAGGUCUUCUGAAGGUAGCAAAGAAACAGUUAACUGAGGCACAAGAAAAGGGAGAUCCAGGUGAAGUCAAAAGUGCCAAUGCUCGUGCUGUGUUGUAUGACUCCUUGCAGUUGGCUCACAAGUGUAUCCUUAACUCCUUCUAUGGUUACGUCAUGAGAAAGGGCUCUCGGUGGCACUCAAUGGAGAUGGCUGGAAUUGUGUGUUAUACUGGAGCUACCAUUAUUACUAGGUCAAGGGAAAUUGUGGAACAGAUUGGUCGGCCCUUGGAACUUGACACCGACGGUAUCUGGUGCAUUCUCCCAGCAUCAUUCCCUGAGAAUUAUGUCAUCAAAACAAACAACCCUAAGAAGUCAAAGGUUACCAUCUCAUACCCAGGUGCCAUUCUUAAUGUAAUGGUGAAGGAUCACUACACAAAUCACCAGUACCAUGAUCUCCAAAAUCCUGAGAUACUGGAAUACUCUGUUAGAUCAGAAAAUUCCAUUUUCUUUGAGGUUGACGGUCCCUACCAAGCAAUGAUUCUUCCAGCUUCCAAAGAGGAGGGCAAAAAGCUUAAAAAACGUUAUGCAGUGUUCAACUUUGAUGGCUCAUUGGCAGAAUUGAAAGGCUUUGAAGUGAAGCGUCGUGGAGAACUGCAGCUCAUUAAGAUUUUCCAGUCCUCGGUGUUUGAAGCUUUCCUGAAAGGAGACACACUGGAAACCUGUUAUGCAAGUGUUGCAAAGGUAGCAGACUAUUGGCUGGAUGUGCUGUACAGUAAAGCAGCCAACAUGCCUGACUCCGAACUGUUUGAUCUCAUUUCGGAGAAUCGUUCAAUGAGCAGGAAAUUGGACGAGUAUGGGGACCAGAAGUCGACCUCCAUUUCAACAGCUAAGAGGCUGGCAGAGUUCCUUGGUGAUCAGAUGGUGAAGGAUGCUGGUCUCAGCUGCAGAUUCAUCAUUUCAAAGAAACCAGAAGGAGCCCCUGUUACUGAAAGAGCUAUUCCACUUGCCAUCUUCCAAGCAGAACCAUCGGUGAAACAUCACUAUCUGCGUCGCUGGCUAAAAGAUCCAUCUGUCUCAAACUUUGACAUUCGAAAUGUUUUGGAUUGGGAAUACUACAUUGAAAGACUCUCAGGAACAGUAAUGAAGAUCAUUACAAUCCCAGCUGCCCUUCAGGGUGUGCCAAAUCCAGUACCUCGUGUAGCCCAUCCUGACUGGUUGCAUAAAAAGGUUCUGGAGAGAAAUGACACUUUUAAGCAGCGCCGCAUUACAGACAUGUUUAAUUUAGCCCCAAAACCGAAACCUCAGCCCAAGGUUCAGACUGAGGAUGACAAUUCGCAAGAUUUGUUUGCAUCACAAGCAGCCCCUGAUAUUGAAGACAUACUGGCUCCACAAUCACAAAAUCCACGGGUAGGACCAACAGUCACAAGUAACAAGCGGAAGAGGACCUCAGACAUUACUGAAGAUAGUAAUGAUAUGACAAAGAGUUGGAGAGAUGUCUUGGGAAACCCACCAAGUAUGGGAAAUUCAAAGGAGGAAAUGGCAGCAUGGAUUACAUUCCAAAAGAAAAAAUGGGAGUUCCAACGGCUCCAGAGAGAAAGCCGAUCAAAGAGACUUCGCACCAGAGAUUGCCCAACAAUGGGUACAAGUGUGGGGAGUGGUGCUGGCCGUGUGGUGAGGUCUGGCCCAACUAGUACCCUUGGGGGCUUCUUGCGCAAGGCACAACGCACUCUACUAGAUGUCCCUUGGCAGCUUAUACAACUAGCAGAGACUAAUACAGCAGGACAGUUUAAACUGUGGGCACUGGUUGGCAAUGAUCUCCAUCUCAUCAAGCUUGUUAUUCCCCGAAUCUUCUAUGUUAACCAGCGUGUACCCAAAUUAGCUAAUGAGUCGGAGGGAGUGUGGCGCAAAGCAAACAAGACUCUCCCCAGGUCACAUCCAGUGUUUAAUCUGUAUGAAUACACUGUCCCAGAGGAAGUUUUCCGUGAGCACAGUAAUGAACUUAUGGCUGAUUUGUCAACUCCUGAUAUUGAAGGAAUCUAUGAAACUCAGGUUCCACUGGAUUUUAGGGCAGUAGCUCAACUUGGCUGCGUAUGUGUGGUUGAUAAAUUCCUAGCUCGUGCAGACACUGACACAUUUGAAUUGGGUCAACUCAAGUUUAAAACAGUGGCACAAUAUCAGUACCUAGAGACUGGCAGCCUUCAUCAUGUUUACUUAUAUCAUCAUAGGAGUGGAAAUAAGGCCAUGUUUGGUGUAUUCUUUAAUCACAGUAAGAAAGGCCACAUUUUUGUGUUAGAUACUGUACGAAGUAAUCAGAUGCCCAAUCUUAAUUCCCUGUUUAACAAUGAGAGAAAUGCCAAGAUCAGCAAAGGUUUUGAGGAAGUCCAACUCCCAGAGUCUAACUACACCUUUGAGAUAAAGUUUGAGACUGAGCUGCGUCCAGUUCAUCGCCAGAUUCAGCGUCUACUUCAAGCAUAUAGAGAAGAGAAGAAAGGGCCAACUUUUCUGGCCAUUCAAUCUCCUCAUGAUCUUACCACAAUAACAACUCUUAUGCCUGGCUUGGGAGAAUUUCCACAGGUGCCCAUUCAUGUCACAGAAGUUGAAAACUUGUACAAUGUACUUGACUGGCAACGUGUUGGUGCAAAAGCCAUGUUGCGACAGUACCUGGGCUUAAAGCAGUUACUACACACAGCCAUGGAACAGUCUCGUUACUUUCAUGUCCCUGUUGGAAAUUUGCCACGAGAUACCACAGCCUUUGGGGCAGAUCUGUUUUACUUCAGACAUCUGCAGAAGCACAACUCAGUUGUAUGGUGUUCACCUGGCCAAAGGCCUGAUCUGGGCGGUCAUGAGCAUGAUGACAAUCGACUUGUAGCAGAAUUGGAAGAAGCUGCCUCAGUUGCACAGAUUAACAACCCAGGGUGUUAUUCUACAGUCUGUGUAGAACUGGAUUUAGAUGCUUUGGCUGUCACUACAUUGUUACAGUCACAUCACAUCAAUGAGAUGGAAGGGACCAGCAGUAGCGUAGCCUUUGAUGCUGCUCCACAGGCUUCACUUCAGGAUAUGAUGGGGGGUGCUGAGUCCUCUCUCACAUCCUAUGAUGAAACUGCUCGUUGUGCCUCAGCCUUCAGAAUAUUAAGACAGAUGGUAGCUGCUUGGCUCCGGGAUGUUUCACUCUACCAGAACGUGUUUGCUGAUUUCCAGAUCAUCCACUUUUAUCGAUGGCUGAGAGAUUCUGGGUCCCUCCUGUACGAUCCUGCGCUUCAUCGCAUCCUACACAAUCUAAUGCACAAGCUAUUCCUCCAUCUGGUUGCAGAAUUUAAGCGUUUAGGCUCUGUCAUUGUUUAUGCCAACUUCAACAAAAUUGUUCUCUGCACUAAGAAAAGAAGGGUAGAUGAUGCCAUAUCGUAUGUGCAAUAUGUGGUAAACAGCAUCAGGGGCAAGGAAUUAUUCCAUUCUGUUGACAUAUCCUUCAACCAGUGCUGGGAAUACCUCAUGUGGUUAGACCCUGCAAAUCAUGGUGGUAUUAAAGGUAAGCUUCCAAAGGACAUUUCUUCUUCACAAGAUGAGAAAGGUAAUGAAUCAGAAGAUGAUGAUGAAGAGAACCAACAGGGGACUGAAAAUGAAGGUGAAAGAGGAGAAGAUGAAGGACCAGUGAUAGAGAUGAACUGGAAUAUGGCUGAGUACCUCCCAGAAUGGUGUGGAUGCCAGAGCAGCUUCAACAAUGUGGUGGCCUCGUACAUGAAUGCAGUGUAUGAGAAACUGCAAGAAGAAAGUGGUCGAUACACACCAGGCAACACCCCUGUGAAGCGUAAAGUUUCAAGCCAGGCCACGAGAAAGCCGCAAGAGGCACUUCAGGGCUACGUAGACUUCGCCCAAGAACUAAUUUCCGGAGAAUUAGCACAAAAGUUAUAUUUCAUUACACAAAAGAUACAGAAGAAGGGAACAAGAGAAGAGGAAGACGAGGAUCAGAAUGUCCUCGUGGUAGCUCCUGACAUUCACACGACUCCAGCUUUAGAGUUCGUCAAAAGCAUCACCAAAGUCUUGUCCCUGGAUCCUGUUGUUUCAGAACAGGUGUGCAAACUUAGGAGAGACCUUCUGAAGUUAUUGAACAUAGGCGAGUUUUCCCCAGAGGCAGAAUGGAAAGACCCUUGUAUCUCGUACACUCUACCUGAAGUGAUUUGCAGAUCUUGUAACCAUUGCAGAAAUAUUGAUCUCUGUAAAGAUCCACACCACGCAGUUGAAAAUGGAGUGCGAGUCUGGUUAUGUCCUGUUUGCAACACAAGCUAUGCUUCAGGUGAAAUUGAACAUUAUUUGAUUGGCCUGAUCCAUACAAAUUCUAUGGCAUAUGUGCUUCAAGAUCUUCAGUGUGAUCGUUGUUCAGAGGUGAAGCAGCCCAAUAUGACCCUCUACUGUACAUGUGGAGGGCGCUUCAAGACACUCCACAAGCGUGAUGAUUUUAGCCACAAAUUAAGAAUAUUCAAGAAGAUAGCAUCAUAUUUCUCAAUGCCAUUACUGAAAGAAACUGUUGAAUGGAUUAUCUCCAAUAAUUCAUGGAUAAAACAGUAAUUGUUUUUUUUAUCUCUACUGAUUGAAAACUGGUGGCAUUCUUGUACAUUGUAUUAUCUUUAAAUAGCUCAUAAGUUUAUAAUUUUAUUUUUUAUUCACUUAUGUCAGAGGAUACAAAUUAUUGUUCUCAGUGAUUAUGAAAAAAAAAGAUAUUAAAAGCGAUUUAUUUAAGCAUAAGCCAAUUAACUAAUGUAUAAUGUGCAAAUACUGUGUAACCUCUCAAUGUUAUAAUUAUAACCUCGUGUAAAAUUUGAUUUUUUUAGACAUGUUAUAUACAUUUGUACAGAUUGAACAAAUCUGUGACAGAAAUAUAAAGCUAAAGUUAUUUUUA
Messenger RNA from Penaeus chinensis, 7218 nucleotides. It is a transcript of the gene DNApol-epsilon255, whose product is annotated as DNA polymerase epsilon catalytic subunit A-like. Gene Ontology annotation, molecular function: DNA binding; single-stranded DNA 3'-5' DNA exonuclease activity; DNA-directed DNA polymerase activity. Gene Ontology annotation, biological process: base-excision repair, gap-filling; leading strand elongation; DNA replication proofreading. Gene Ontology annotation, cellular component: epsilon DNA polymerase complex; nucleus. NCBI's taxonomy places the organism in Eukaryota, Metazoa, Arthropoda, Malacostraca, Decapoda, Penaeidae. The record is from RefSeq and is a predicted model, not a curated record. Bases 72 to 6887 code for a protein of 2271 amino acids. The transcript is spliced from 29 exons.